UAUGUGCCCACCUCAAUCGCAAGAUCAUGACCUUCAUUUUGGGCCGCAAGCCUCAAAAGAACGAGUGUUCUGUCAGCGACAUUCUUAAUGUGAUCGAGCAGGCAACAACUAAUCCUAUGACUAGACAUGUGAAUGAAUUCCUGCGAGCUGUAAUGUCAAACCGUUACACAACUAUAAUGACCGUACUGAAUAGGCUAGGCUAUAAUGCAUAUGUGCACCCACAUAACACUGAAGAAUUAAUACAACGUUGUGGGCUGCUGAAUCACAGACCACAGCGUGGGACCCCUGAGUAUUAUGCUUUAAAUAAUUAUGAUUAUCUACACACCAUCAUUAUGAAGGAUGUUCCCGAAACCAUCAGGGAAACCUGUCUCAUACUGCUGAACUGCUUGCAUUAUUUAGCCAGGGAAGAAGGCCAGCCCAUGUUCAUGUGGUAAAGCAAUAUUUCCUCUAUAAACAGCUAGUGCGAGAUUAUAUUUAUUCUUCACACACAAGCUUUGACAGCUAAUCCUUUUCCAUUUUUUUUGUAAAACAACUUUCAAAUGUCGCUACAUAGCUAGUAAAAUGGUUCUUUUUAAUACAUAAACCAACCAAUAAAGUUGUGUUUUUAUUGGCUGAUUUUUUCAAACUAAAGGGACAUUAAGCUACUUAUGUGGCUUCCUUUGGAAGAUUACAUGUACACAAUGAAUGUCUAUUUGAUAAAAGCUUGUGUGUUUGAAGAACAAACAUUUCAUUCUUUACAGUAGAUGUCUUUCACUUGCCCACUCCACAUUUUACAAUGCAGCCUGCUUAAACACCUGGACUACAUCAACAUUCCAUCUGAAGCCAAGUCCAUAAAGCAGCUUCAAAAAUCCUUUGAACCGAAGGUGUUUAUAACAAGAGGAUAAAGCAGCUUCAAAAAUUCUCUGAACAGAAGGUGUUUUGU
This is a messenger RNA of Protopterus annectens (West African lungfish), 922 nucleotides long. Its product is annotated as speriolin-like. NCBI's taxonomy places the organism in Eukaryota, Metazoa, Chordata, Ceratodontiformes, Protopteridae. The transcript is spliced from 2 exons. The coding region runs from base 27 to 434 and encodes 135 amino acids. The record is from RefSeq and is a predicted model, not a curated record.